GUCCCAUGCUUUCUCUAGUUUCAGUUUCAAUUUGACUGCUUUGCUGAAAAAAGAUGGGAAUAGUUUCAGAUAACUACUGAAAAUGGUAUUGACAACAAGAAAUAAACUACUGCUACUGAUUGGUGCACCUACUACAUUAUUACUAGGUUACUGGUUAUUACGAGGUGCAGAUGAUGAAGACGAUGAAGAGGAAGAAACUUCCCAAAAGAUGGCCACUUCUAGACAAACAGUUAUUGAUGUAAAAGUUCCACCAAAAGCUGUAGGAGCUGUCAUUGGCAGACAGGGUGCUAUGAUUAAAGAGAUUCAACAGAAAUCUGGAGCAAGAGUUAAUUUUACAGAUAACAAUAGAGAUUCUCAGGAAGAAAGAGGAGUUGUUAUCAGAGGAACACCUGAAGCUGCUCAGAUGGCAGAAAAUAUGAUCAGAAAGAUUAUUGCAGAACUUCCUGUUAUUGUUACUGAAGAAAUGGUGGUCCCUGGGAAAUGUCUUGGCAGAAUUAUAGGAAGAAAUGGGGAGACUAUUCGUCAGAUGUCACGAACUUCUAAAGCCAAAGUUUAUGUUGACAGAUCAGCUGGUGAUUAUAGAGAAUCUGAGAGAACUGUCACCAUUACUGGUACCAAAGAAAAUAUAGAGCUGGCUAAGUCUAUGAUUCAAGAAAAGAUAGAUGAUGAGGAAUUAUUCAGAGCAAAGAAAGCUGUGAUGGAGGCCAACAGGGAACAAAGACAAAAGCCAAAACAACAUGUGCACGACAAGCAGUUUGAAGGAAGAACAGACAUGUCUUCUAGUAAUCAUGAUCAAGCUAAUGGAGGACCAGAGUCCACUGAAUCCCAACAGGUCCAUCCAGCAGUAAGAGGGUGGCCUGAAGGCAGGGAUUAUAUUGAAGUUUAUGUGUCAGCUGUGGCUAACCCAGGACUGUUCUGGGUCCAGAUUCUAUCGUCUAUGUCAGUGGAACUAGAUAACCUAGUGGAUAGAAUCACUUCAUUUUAUACCACAGAAAUGUUACAGGGUUACAAUGUAUCAAAUCUAGUAGCAGGAGAUCUGGUCGCUGCACCAUUUGAAAACGAUACUUCUUGGUACAGAGCAAAGGUGAUGGGAGUAGAGGGCGACACUUUAGAUCUGUUGUAUGUUGAUUAUGGAGACAGUGGUUAUCUCCCCUGUAACAAGGUUCGAAGAAUGAGAUCUGAAUUUGAGGCAUUGCCAUUCCAAGCUAUAGAGUGCCAUCUGGCCCAUAUAAAACCCGUAGGUGAUACCUGGAGUGAAGACUCGAUAGAGGUAUUUGAUGAGUUGACCUAUGCUGCAAAAUGGAAAGUUUUAAUGGCCAAGAAAAUAAAUCAUCGUCAAACAAGUAUGGGUAUUGUACCUGUAUUAGAACUGAUGGACACGAAUACAGAUCAGGAUGUUAAUAUUGCUCAAGAAAUGGUGAAACGUGGAUAUGCAGUGUGGGAUGAAUCAGAAAUGUUUGAUUGACAUAAAACCAACCAAUCAUACCUGUCAUACAAGUGGACAGAACAGUAUCAAGGGAAAAUGUUUCAUGGACAUUUUAACUGAAAAAUGUGAUUUUCAUCAAAUGAUUUUAAGUAUUAAUACAGCAUUGUGUUUUUGGUGCUAUAUGUUUAUAUAUUGUAACUAUUUUUUAAAGGUUUUGAUAUGAAUGUUAGUUGAUUGGUUUUGAAGCUGGACAUUUUGUAAGAAUAGAAAUAUACAAACAUAGACAUAUGCAUUUAUAACUGAAAUAUGAAAGUCAUGAAAUGAUCAUUUAUUUGGUCCUUCCCAUUUUUUGUACAUCUGUUGCCUGUAAGACAUAGUUUUUUUUUUUUCAGUUUCUACAUAAUCUAUCAACACUUUUGAUUAGGUCUAUAUAAGGCCAAGUAAAUUUAAUUAGUAGAUUUUCAUCCAAAUUUUUGAAAAAAAUGGGGUGGGUGGGAGGAUUUUAUUUUUUAUUUUUUAUUAGAUAUGAAACGCUCUUGUGACGUGUUCUUCAUAUAUGCAAGUGUAAUAAUAAGGUUCUAUCAUGUAUAUACAUGUAUAACAAAUCAAACAUACAAAGAAAUGCAAAAACCAAAAUUUGAAACAGGAUGUUAUUAAUGAAACGAAAUUAUCGACAGUUACCGGUAACGAAAAUGAACAAAAUCCGGAAAUCGUAAAUUUUUCAAAAUAAAAAAAAUUGGGGCGGAACGAUUUCAGAGGGGCGGGCGGGGAUGAAAAUCUAUCAAUUAAUUUUAAUUGGCCUAAGUACUAACGAUACAUCAUUAGUAUUUGUAUACAAUUACAUUAUCAUCCAUUCAACUAAAAUUAUUAUAUGUAGCCAUUAACUCCUAGUCAUUCUCCAAACUUAAUUGAUAAGUUUUCUUUGCCUUGAAGCAGUUUUUAUUCCCAUAAAGGGAGAUAACCAACUUUCAAAUUGUAAUAUUAGAGUAAACUCAUGAUUCGGAUUAUGAGUUUCUGGAAAGGGCUAUACUGUCAAUCAUAAUUUUUACAUUGUUUCAAAUGCAUUUUAUUAGAGAACUGUAUUUCAUUUUAAUGCAAAUCGGGCUAACAGAUUCAUUCAAAACGAUUUUUUACUCUAGGUAGAGGGAUAAAAGAUACUUGUUCCAAAAGAGACAAUUAUCUGUGUUUUUAUGCCACACCUAUGGUUGUAUGAGGGCAUUAUGUUUUCUGGUUGUUACAAUUGUCCGUCUGUCUAUCAGUUUGUACCGUAUUAGGUUAAAGUUUUUGGUUAAUAUAGUUUACCAUGAAGUUGUGGUUAACUUUAAAAAUUAGUAUAAUUGUUCAUUAUGAUGUUAACUUGGAAUACUAUAUACCAAAUUAUGGUUUGACCCCAAUUUCAUGAUUCACUGAACAUAGAAAUGUGAUAGUGUGAAAUUAAAACAUUCUAAGAUUAAACAUUUUGGUUAACGUAGUUAACUGCAUUUUGGUCACAUCAACUUGAAACUUAGGGUAAAUGUUCAUGGUGAAGUGUACUUUUUUUUGACCUUCUGCUGUUGUCUUUUCUAUGGUCGGGUUGUUGUCUCUUUGACACAUUCCCCAUUUCCAUUCUCAAUUUUAUUUUAAAAUUAAAUGACAAUUUAUGGUUUUAACCCUGAUUCCAUGGUUCACUGAACAUGGAUAUAGGGUAGUGCAAGCAGGGGAUGUUGUCCUAUGGACACAUAUAUUCUGGUGAUAAAAAUGUAUACAUAUCACGUUUAUUUUUAAUUUGUUUGAUUGUAUAACAAGAAUGUAUAAUUUCAAAAUGUCAUUCUUUUUUAGAUCUGUUUCUGACACAUAUAUUACCAAUUCAAUCUAGCUUGGACUUAUCUACAAUAUUGAUCAUAGACUUGCAAUAAGAACUGUUUCUUCAAUCUAUUCUAUCUAGAUUUCUUGGCCUUUUAAUACUUUUUGGAUUUGUAAACCAAUUCCGUCACAUAUUGCACCUUUCUUUUGUUUGUUAAACAAUAUAAGUUCCAUUUUAAACAAACCAAUUUAAUACACUGUAUUGCUAUUUGUCCGCCAUUACUGGACAUCACAAAGGUUCCGUAAAAUUUUGACGUCACAAAAGAAAAUGUAUGACGCCACAAAGAAAAAGUGAUUUUUGUAUGACGUCAAUAGUUCAAGUGUCACAGAUUCUCGGGUCAAGUGUCGCAGAUUCCCAAAUAGCGAUAAGGUCUGUAGAAAAGAAAAGAUAUUGGGUAGCCAUCCAUGACACAAAAUCACUAUAUUCACAGCUAGAAACACAAAACACAAAGGAACAGCGCUUAAAUUGCUGUUUUCAUCUCAAAGUCACAGUGAGGCCUUCAACACAGAGCCCAAAACUCUCACCUCACUGCAAGUUUAAGACGACCCCAAUCACUGGUUUGAGCGGAAUUCUUUGCAAACUGACAAUCACGCCACAACUGUGAAUUGAAGAACAAAGCCAUGAUGUAAUAUCAAUAAAAUAAAUUUGGCAAAGAAAUCAAACAUGUACUGUCAUAAUAAGUAUAUAUAUAUAUAAAUGAGUUGUGUCAAAUAGAAAGACCUUAUGCAAAUGAAUAUCAAUACAUCUGUUAACCUAUUUCGGGUUGAAAAAAUCUCUGUGUAAAGUCUGUAAUUGUUUGAAAAUUGAGUUGAUAUAAGAACCCUACAAAACAGACCAAAUUUCAUCUCUUAUUUCAUAUUUGAAUGUUCCAAAAUUAUUCAGUCUUAUACAUGUACAUGUAUAUGUGCACUUGCAUAAGGUCGAUUUCUAUCCAACGCUCAUAGGUCGCAAUAUAAGAAGUUUUCAACAUGGUUGGUUUUCGCUAAAGUUUCCCAUCGAAAAUAGAGGUGAAGGAUUUGAACAGUUCAAAAUUGUCCAGGAUUAGUUUUGAAUUUUUUGCAGAAUGCCAUACACUCUGAGUGUUGUUACAUGGUUGUUACCAAUAAAUACACCUUAUCGCUAUUUAUUCCAAUCCAGAUAAGUUCUGAAAUUACACAACUUUUUCAUCCAGUUAAACCUAUCUGGGGCCCUGUUUAAACAAUGUAUUUUGCAUAAAACUUUUCAAAGAGAUAUUUUUUAACCACCGUAAACACUUCAAACAAAGCAUUUUUAUGAUUUUAAUAUGUGUUUUAAAAAAGUUGAUCAUAAUCUAUCAAAGUUUCAAAAUGUUCGCAUUCUAAACUUUUUCUUCCCUCAACUCGUUACUGAUGACCUUUGUUUUUGCAACAUUUGACCCAAACUGGAAGUUGUCUAAGUGACUUUUUUUUCUGGAUUGGACUAAAUAGUGAUAAGGUGUAUAUUACAGGAAUACAAUAGUUAUUGAUUGUGUCUGGGAUAAUGAUAUACCCCAGCAAAAGUAUGUUUAUUUACUUAAAUAAGUAUUGUUUCAAUAGAAUGGAGGUGAAUCAAAUAGUUUUGUAACAUUGAGAAUCUCCUGUGUGUGUUUUUUUUUAGAAAUAUGUUCUUUGAUGAGAGAAGUAAUCAUCAUUUUUAUAAAAUGGAAUAAAGUUUGGUAAUUUUA
Molecule: messenger RNA, 4950 nt
Organism: Mytilus californianus (California mussel)
Lineage: Eukaryota; Metazoa; Mollusca; Bivalvia; Mytilida; Mytilidae
Product: tudor and KH domain-containing protein-like
Exons: 11
Coding region: 83-1465 (460 amino acids)
Biological process (GO): spermatogenesis
Molecular function (GO): RNA binding
Source: RefSeq, a predicted model, not a curated record